UCGACAGAAAAGACCGAGAGCUUUCACAGGAGGUGGAGUCCGCUGUGCUUCAACUCCCGUCUGCUGCAAUGUUAACUCAGAGCUGAAACUCCAAAUCUGCUGGCUCUGAUACAUGACAGCAUACACCAGUCAUGGAUUUCAACAAAUUAGUAACCUUAUGGAUAUCUUGCUUGUGUCUCAUUGGAGAAAGUUGGAGUGACAAACCAAGUUCACCUACACCAGACAGCCACACUGUUGAAAAUGGAGUAUCAGACUUUUGUCGCAUCGAUGAGCCACUAUGCAAGGAUGGAAAUGCCAUUCUCAGCUACGAGGCGAUCCGUAGUAUCCACAAGCAGAUGGAUGAUGACGCAAACGGCAACGUUGACGUGGUAGAGACAGACGGCUUCCUGAGAGAAGAUCUAAACUACCAUGACCCCAAGGCCAAACAUAACAGCUUCCACGGGGAUGACCAGUUCAUCAGUGUGGAGGACUUGUGGAACGCAUGGAAAGGCUCUGAAGUAUAUAAUUGGACAGUGGAUGAGGUGGUGGAAUGGCUCAUCACCUAUGUGGAACUGCCUCAGUAUGUGGAUGCAUUUCGCAAGAUGAACUUCAGUGGAAGUGCCAUGUCAAGGCUCGCUGUAAAGAACACCACUCUGACACUCUCUAUUCUGAAAAUCCUGGAUCGCAGCCACGUGCAAAAGUUGCAGCUCAAGGCUUUGGACACUGUGCUGUUUGGAGCGCCCCUGAUGAACAGACAUAACCACUUGAAGGACUUCAUGUUGGUUGUGUCAAUAGUCAUUGGAAUGGGUGGCUGCUGGUUUGCCUACAUCCAGAACCGCUACUCCAAAGACCACAUGAAGAAGAUGAUGAAAGACCUGGAAGGCCUGCAGAGAGCAGAGCAGAGUCUGCAUGACCUACAACAGAAGCUGCAGAUCGCCCAGGAGGAGCACCGCACAGUAGAGGUGGAGAAGGUGAACCUGGAGCAGAAGCUGAGGGAUGAGAUCAACGCAGCCAAGCAGGAGGCCCAGCGACUAAGGGAGCUGCGUGAGGGCACAGAGAAUGAACUCAGUCGGCAAAAGUAUGCCGAAGAAGAGCUGGAACAGGUUCGCAUGGCACUGAAGAAAGCAGAGAAGGAACUGGAGUCACGGAGCAGUUGGUCACCACCAGAGUCUCUCCAGAAGUGGCUGCAGCUCACACAUGAGGUGGAGGUGCAGUACUACAACAUCAAGAAGCAAAAUGCUGAACGGCAGCUCCUGGUGGCCAAAGAAGGGGCGGAGAAGAUCAAGAAAAAGAGGAACACUCUCUUUGGGACUUUCCAUGUGGCUCACAGCUCCUCCCUGGAUGAUGUGGACCACAAAAUUCUGGCAGCAAAACAAGCCCUGGGCGAGGUGACCGCUGCUCUGCGAGAGAGGCUGCAUCGCUGGCAGCAGAUAGAGAUCCUCACAGGUUUUACCAUCGUCAACAACCCAGGCCUUCCUUCUCUGGCCUCAUCCCUCAACCUCGACCCCACCUUCAUGGGCGGCAGAGCUGCAACACCUCAGCACUUCAUCAUGUCCGACGACAUGGACGACAUGGAUGAGGACAUCAUGCCUGGAACUCUGCAAUAUGGCACCCGACUGUUGGAACGACGAGCCAGUGACCUGUGGUCCGUCUGUUCAGACUAUCAACCCAUGUGGAAAUAUCCUGCUCCCAGUAUGAUGUCCCUGCGCCAACGCCACAUUGACCCUCAGCUGGCCAUGGGCUCCCAGAGGUUGGUAGAGAGUUGCCCCUUGGCAGGGCAGCAGGGAGAGGGAACCCCAUACCCAUCCAGAUCUAGGGCUAUCUUCAGAGAGUCGCGCAGCCACUCAUUUGGGCAUCUCGAGAGUCUCCCUCAGCCUUCUUUGUCCUCUGCUGUGUCUCACCCCUCCAUCAUGUUUACCUCAAACCCAAAUCCUCAGUCCCUGUCUUCGUUGUCCUCUUCCUCCUCCUGCUUACCUAGCUCUGUGGGUGGCACUCUAGGCCCUCAUUCCUCCCAUAUAUAUCACACUACUUUCCAGCCCAUGGACCCCAUUCCUGAUUUCACCUUCUCAGAUGUCUCCAAAGACUUAUGCAGCGGCAGCUUCGGGGACCUAAAUCGCUCUGACUCCGACUCUUCCCUGUCCCUCUCCCAAGUUGGUGAUCGGCUAUCUGCUUACAGCUCCAAAGGCCACCUAAUCAAGCCCACCUCUCUCAUGCACGGCCUGUCCGGCCGCGCUGAUGACACCGUCUCACUGCAUGCUCACACUCCAAAUGGAGGGAACCGCGUUCAUGAAGGCGGUCUUGCAGAGCCUGUCCCCGAAAGCCCCAUACUCAUGAAGAAGGUGUACGGCAUGGAGAAGACACCUAGCAUGGGAGAGAUGAACAGCCUGUCAGAGUCGUCACGCUCCCUCAGCCCCAACUCCACUGAACCUGACACACCGUCACCUACAGGGGGUCAACCAGGCGCCGGGGGGGCAAAGGGCAACACCCGCAUCCCACAGCUGUCCUCGAAGAAGAGUCCACUGGAGGAGGACAGUGGCUCAACAGGAGAAGACACAGAUUCCACUGCCAGCCGCAAGAAACACACCUUCAAGAUCUUCAAGAAACAGAGGAAAUAAGGGCUAUAUGAACUAUCAAAUCUGUUUGACUGUAUUCCUCUGGUCUGUUUUUGAAACAAAAAAGUCUUUUUGGGGGGGUUCUUUAAAGGUCUAAUGAUGGCACAAUUUGUUGCCGUUGCAUCUUUUUGUAGGUACGAUGCCUACUCUUAGAAACUGUGGGAGCAACCAGCUUUUCAGUUUUAUCUGCUUAUUCGGUCAAUCUUGAAUAUGUGGGGAAUGGGUAGGUUUGUAUAUUGGAAUGUAAAGUAUUAUUUAUUCUGCAGGAAAAUUGUGCCAGUCUCAAAGGGAAAUGUGUCUCCCAGUUGGUUUUUCUUUCUUGUUCUACAAUCUAUAACAUUUUGCAUGUCUUCACUUUUGUUUGACUGAUACUCUAAUGCUCUUAGUGUUUGCUUGGUUCUUGUUGUUAACCUGCUUAGACAACAACUUGAUGUUUCUUUUAUUACUACUUAGCCACUUGCCUACAAAUCCAAAGUGAAUGCGCACUCCUUUUUGUUUUUUUCACUGACUGCAUCGUUUAUAUCGGUGGUGACAAGUUUUUCUGUCUUUUUUGUCGUAUUUGCCUCAGCAAAGCAAAUGGCACAUUUUGGGAUCCAUAAAAAGACAAGCAGGAGUAAGCUAGGACCAGAAAGACAGUGACUAGUUUUUAUUUCUUAAAAAUUGUGAUUUUGGGCACAGUAUAUACUGGGUGAGAUUUAUUCAGACUCCCCAGAAGUAAAGAGGAGAAAAAAAACUUUUAAAAAAAGUUAAAUUUGCACCCUUUCGAGCAUAUCCAACAUCUGAAUGAAAUCAUCUUGUAGACAAAGGGAGUUGAACAAGAAGGAAAUCUUCCUGCAAAGUUACAAAUGGACCAUCAAAUUGCAACAUUAGACCUUCUGCUUUGUCUUUAGUAUCUACGAUUGAGUGCAUGUGUGCAUGGGAGUGUGAGAGAGAGAGAAGUGCUUUGCUUAAAUUUCCAGCUAUGAAACAAACUUAACCACUGAUUCAUUUUUAGAUUUACGUAUCCCGUUAUCCUCACCAGAACAGGGGAUGAACAAGUGCUAAAAUGUUCGGCUUAGAUGUACGGUAGAUACUUUCUCAUCACAGGGCAGAAAUGUUACCAAAAAUAUCACUUCCAAAACAAUAAAUGUUACAAAACUCAAAAUACCCGACUCAGAGACUUGUAUCUGGGUACAUUUAAAACAACUUAACACAAUACGUUUAAGUUGUAAUAUUAAAGAUUUUUUGAUUUUUUUGAUUUUGAUUUUGACAAUCAUCCCCUCACAAGAUAAAGGGGAUCCAAUGUUUUACACUGAUUGUUAAUCAGUGAAAAGGGUGUGAGUGCAGCUUGGAUUUCGACUGCAGGCUUCUUUUUGAAUUUCUGUUUUAUUGUUUCUGUUUUAAUUAUUAUGUAGUUGGUCGAUGAAAACUUCACAGCAACUACAAUCUGUCAGCAAGGAAUGGGUGCUGGAAAGGGCUAUAGUUACACAGCAAAAUCAUUUGCUCGGUGUAAAAAAUAAUUUUUAAAAAUAACCAAUUUGUAAAUUAGCUUUUAUGGAAGAUUUAGAUCAAUAAGUUGUGAAAGCAGAAGACCAAGAAUCACUUCAAAGUGCCAAAUCACUAUUACUGUCAGAGGCCUUUGUAUUGGUAGUGUGUUCGGCCCUUUGAGACCCUUUUACACAGAACACAAACCCACCAAGAUAUAUACAGUAUAUACAGUACUGUAUGUCUUGAGCUUAAAUCCUGAAUGUCAAAGGGGUAUUGUGUCUGUAACAAGUAUUGUCUAAAGUAUGUUUUAUUUAUCUUAUUUAUUUGUUGGUUUAUUUAACAGGGACAGUGCAGAAUAAUAAAUGUCACUGUAAAUGCAGCAAAAUUAGCCAAGAGGCUAUUUUUCAUAUGUAGUCCCUGCACGGAUGUUACAGAGUAACCCUAAAACAGAAUAUAAGAUUCAAGUUACAAAGUUGUCUAAAAAGUUAUCCUAUGUUUACAUUUGUUGCAGAUAAGUACUGUCCUCAGAUUAUCACAACAAAGAACAUUGUGCCAGUUUAACUAUACUGAUUACUUUGUAUGAGCACAGAACUAUGCAUCAGUAGUUGUAGAAGAUAAAGUAGUAGGAAUGGUACACUUAGGGUGCUCCUGAUUAAUAAACAACCAAAAAGUGCUGCAAGAGACACAGCCGGCCUCCCCCAUCCUCAUAAUGUAACAGGUGGUUUGGAUGUAUAAGACAUGUUUAAAUAUUUAGUUUAGAAACCAGCUACAAAAAAAAAAAAACUCAAUUUCCUACUGGUACUUUUUUAAAGUGUCAUUUGUACUCUUUUUGCACGACAGCUGUAAAUGGACUAUUCCAUCUGAGUGUGUGCGUGUGUGUGUGUAUGUAUGUGUCUGUCUGCUCCCAGUAUAAUGCACUGUAAUGUUGAUGCAUGUCAACUGCUGUAACAAAACCUAUAUUGGGUUAGAAGAGUGGAUCAGCUUAAGCAUUUGACUCCCAACCCUACUUUUCUUUUUCUUCAUUUUGAGCUUCUAUUUAUGAAUACAUACAGUAUAUUUGUACAGAGAAAAUGAUAAUUUUGCAUCUUCUGUGAUGGUCUAGACUUUUAUGGCACUCCUGCAUGAUAGCAAUAAACUAUUUUGAAUGAA
Messenger RNA from Scomber scombrus (Atlantic mackerel), 5207 nucleotides. RefSeq names its product stromal interaction molecule 1a (gene stim1a). The transcript has 14 exons. The record is from RefSeq and is a predicted model, not a curated record. NCBI's taxonomy places the organism in Eukaryota, Metazoa, Chordata, Actinopteri, Scombriformes, Scombridae. The coding region runs from base 132 to 2594 and encodes 820 amino acids. Gene Ontology annotation, molecular function: protein binding; calcium ion binding; calcium channel regulator activity. Gene Ontology annotation, biological process: intracellular calcium ion homeostasis; activation of store-operated calcium channel activity; store-operated calcium entry. Gene Ontology annotation, cellular component: endoplasmic reticulum; plasma membrane.